Molecule: messenger RNA, 1653 nt
Organism: Blepharisma stoltei
Lineage: Eukaryota; Ciliophora; Heterotrichea; Heterotrichida; Blepharismidae
Source: the annotation of a GenBank genome assembly
AUGGACUCGUCUUCAGGUUCAGAAGAGGAAGAAGUAAGAGGAAACGAAAUUGUAAUAAAUGCUGCAAACACACAAUACGAAGUCAUUCAAGAAGUUGCAAAUAUACUUGGUUGAAAACUGAGCUUCGAUCCAGAUGAUACUGAAGCUGAUGUUUAUUGGCAAGAUUGUGCUUUGCCACCUGAAAAGCUCUCACAACUGAAGACUUUUCAAAGAAUUAAUCAUUUUCCAGGGAUGUAUGCAGUUGCCCGCAAAGAUCAUCUUGGUAAAAAUUUGAAAGCUAUGAAAAUGAUGUUUCCUGAACAUUAUAACUUUUUUCCUCCCACUUGGAUUCUUCCUAAAGAUUAUAACGACCUUAAAAACCAAUUUAACGCUAAGCGUGCCAAAACGUUUAUAUGCAAGCCAGAAGCAUCAUGUCAAGGCCGUGGAAUAUUUCUAACGCGAAAGUUAGAAGAAAUUCCAGAGCAUUGUGUCGUUCAAAGAUAUCUCCACAAGCCUUUCUUAAUCGAAGGCUUGAAAUUUGACCUUAGAGUAUAUGUUUUAAUUGCAGGCUGUGAUCCUCUGAGGAUGUUUAUUCACAAAGAAGGAUUAGUUAGGCUUGCAACUGUCCCUUAUCAACCUCCAGUUUCAAGUAAUUUAGGUGAUAUGUGCAUGCAUUUAACAAAUUAUGCAAUCAACAAGAAUAAUCCAGAUUUCCAAUUCAAUAGAAAUGAAGCUGAUGACUAUUCUGGCCACAAGAGAAGUUUAAGCACUUUUAUGAAAAAACUUGAAGAGCAGGGCGAAGAUGUAGAUGCAAUUUGGAAAAGAAUUGGAGACGUCAUUGUUAAAACAGUUUGCAUUGUCCAGCCAUUAUUAGCUCAUUUAUAUAGAUCAAGCCAAGCAGUAGACCCCACAAAUUCUAUUUGCAUGCAAAUUUUGGGAUUUGAUAUAUUUUUGGAUCAUAAAUUGAAAGCGCAUUUAUUGGAAGUCAAUCAUACUCCGAGUUUUACAACAGAUACUCCUUUAGAUUCUGCAAUUAAAAAAGCUGUGAUUGGUGAUGCACUCAGGAUGCUGGGACUGAAAAAAGGAAACAGAGCUGAAUAUUUGGAAAAAUAUCAUGGGCAAGUGUUUCUUAGAGCCAAUAGAGGGAUUAAAGAGAUAAGGAGCAUGAGAAGUGAAUUACAAGCAAAGUCAUUAAAAGAAAAGCAAAAGCUUGAGAAGAAAUUUCGAGGUGGAUAUACAAGAAUAUACCCAGUCGAAGACAAUACACUCUAUGAGCAGUUUAUGCUGGCAGCCAAAGAUAUAUGGCUUACAAACGUAGGAGUCAAGCCAAAGGUUAAAAAAGAGACUAAUUUAACUCAAAAUCCCCCUUCAGUUCCAGCUGCAUCUUCAAUUCCAGCUCCAAUUUCCUCCAAACCAAGUCCUAUCCCUAAGUCACUAAAAUCUGCAAAUAAUGAAAAUCGCAGUAAGCAGAAAAAAGCAGUAGUAUCAGCUUCUCUAUAUCGUCUUACCAAAAGAACAGAAAGGCCAAAGAUUGUUAAAGAAGUUAAAUUACCAGCAUUAAGACCUAGUCAUGGGUCUUAUAUCCAGCCUAGAAUUUUUGAAUUCAGUGACUCAGCUUUAACUGUAAUAGCAAGAGAAGUGUCACUGAAGACAAAAUCCAUGUUUGAUGAAUAA